AUGAUCGACUACAAAGUUUCCCCCUGUGACAAUCUCUACCAGUUCGCCUGUGGAAAGUGGCUGAAAGAUUCCAUCAUACCCAGCGAUCAGGCCUCCAUCUCAACGUUUAUCAGCUUGAAAGAUCGCAUAGAUAUUAUACUGAAAGGUCUCUUAGAGGAACCUCAUCGACCAACAGAUCUACCAAGCAUGAGGAAGGUCAAGGAUUUAUUCGCCUCUUGUAUGAACCAGGAUCUACAAACCGCCCGUUCCGAUAAGCCACUAAGGACAAUCAUAGAUAAUGAACUGGGUGGCUUCCCAAUCAUGAACGGCUCGUGGACAGAAGAAAACUUUGAGUUGGGUCACGCGAUGCGGGCCAUGCAAAGACGGUACCAGGAGGCGAUUAUCUCAUUCUAUGUGGACGUGGACUACAGCAACACAUCCAGACAGAUGUUGCAGGUUGACCAGCCCGGAUUUGGGUUAGCUAAAACUUACCUGCUUGGUGCCAGAAACAGUACUUUUGUCGUGGCAUAUGAAACAUUUCUCUACGGGAUGGGCUCGCUGCUAGGGUUUGCUGACGUCAACAGGGCCAGGGCAGACGUCACGGAGGUUGUGGACUUUGAGAUUCAGUUGGCAAACAUUUCUGUACCAGCAGAACAGCUUGUGUCUGUUACCAACUACUUUCACCCUACCACUCUCGGCCAACUACAGACAAAGUAUGGCCAGAUAAUGAACUGGACACAUUUCUUCCAAACUUUGCUGAGUGACCCUCAUAUUGGCAUCACGGAGAUUGACGAGAGUGAGAGGGUCAACAACGUAGUUCCAGCAUAUUUCGACAGGCUCGCUGUCCUGCUCAACCAGACGUCAAAACGGACAGUAGCCAACUACAUCGUGUUUAAAUUUAUGCUGUCUGUAAGCCAAAUGAUGGGAGAGAAAUACUUAACCCUGUAUUAUGAUUAUCAAAAGGUGAUAUCCGGACAGAUAUCGAGGCGACCUGUCUACAAGUCGUGUGUAGGAACGGUCAGUAACUUCAUCAACAUGCCACUGGCUAAGAUGUUCGUCCGAGAAUACUUUGAUGACGAGAUUAAAGAUAUGUUACUCGACAUGGGAGGUAACCUCCAAGAGGCUUUCACUGAGCUGCUCCAGGAUGUGACUUGGAUGGACAACAGUUCCAAGAUAUUGGCUAAGGAAAAAAAUGACUUCAUCAAGUUUGUAAUUGGCUACCCACCCGAGCUCACAAAUGACUCGUUUAUCGAAGAAAAAUACAAGAAUUACACAUUAAAGAACGACACUUACUUUGAGAACAUAGCGGACAUGAGAGUUGAGAUCGCCUAUCAGGACUGGCGAGUACUGAGGUGGGCUGGAGGUUCCAUUCUAUUCCUCAACUACGGCAGCCUUGGUAUGAUACUUGGGCACGAAAUUACACACGCUUUUGACAGCCAAGGUCGUAGGUACAACAAGUAUGGUGAGAUAGUGCAGUGGUGGUCUAGUGCUGCAGUUAAUGCGUUCAACAGCAGAAAAUUGUGCAUGACAUACCAGUACGGAAACUACACCAUCAAAGCUUCAAACAAGACGUAUAAUGUCAGUGGUACCAGGUCUCUAAACGAGAACAUCGCUGAUAACGGCGGCAUCAAACAGUCGUUUAAGGCUUAUAGGAACUGGGUGACGAAACAAGGGAGAGAAGAGCCAAGAUUGCCGGGGUUAAACUUUACCAACAACCAGCUGUACUUCAUCAGUCAGGCUCAGACAUGGUGCCAGUCUAACACAGACGCCCAGGCCUUGUACCUGCUCAACAACGAUGUCCACAGUCCCUCUAUAUACAGGGCCAACGGACCAGCACAAAAUUUUCCCGAGUUUUCUAAAGAGUUCAACUGUCCAGUUGGGUCUUACAUGAAUCCUGUGGACAAGUGUAGUGUGUGGUGA
Messenger RNA from Physella acuta, 1899 nucleotides. RefSeq names its product neprilysin-4. Gene Ontology annotation, molecular function: metalloendopeptidase activity. The record is from RefSeq and is a predicted model, not a curated record. Gene Ontology annotation, biological process: protein processing. Lineage: Eukaryota; Metazoa; Mollusca; Gastropoda; Physidae. Gene Ontology annotation, cellular component: plasma membrane.